This is a messenger RNA of Gregarina niphandrodes, 2013 nucleotides long. RefSeq lists its product as hypothetical. The record is from RefSeq and is a predicted model, not a curated record. NCBI's taxonomy places the organism in Eukaryota, Apicomplexa, Conoidasida, Eugregarinorida, Gregarinidae. The transcript has 2 exons. Bases 1 to 2013 code for a protein of 670 amino acids.
AUGCGCUUUUGGCUCAUCGUUCUCUUCACGGGAUGCAGUGCAAGGCCGCUGGUCGCAACUGGCGUGGGAAAGCGUCAACCUAGGUUUUUCCAAAAGUCACAUGACGUACCCUCGUACGUUCCGAGCGCCAAAGGGGGACCGACAUACCUCCGCCCGGAGUCCAAACACCCAGCAUUCCUGCCGCCGAAGCUCAGGAAGCCAUCGUACGUUCCGCCGUCGCCCAAGGAGGCACCCAGCUUCUCUCCAGCUAAGGAGCGAUACGCGUUCGCUCCCGCAAUCUCCAGACGUAGCAAGGCCGAGUUAUUUUCAGGACUGGGCCUCUCAGAAUCUGCUCCUGGGCCUUCCAAAUCUGCUCUUGGGACUGCGAAUUCUGCUCCUGUCAGAAGGACUGCUGGAAAGGACCAGCCGAUAUUCUCUGGCCCGUCCAAGAAACAGCAAUUCCGAAAAGUAGACCACUAUGUUCCACCUGGCCGCUUCGACAACAUAUGGUCUCGCGGCUGGUUCCAAGAAAAACCCAGUCCCAUCUUUGAUCGACUUAAUGAGCCCUUUUAUUCCGAUUAUUAUUACCCACCACCCACCUCCACUCGCAAACCCCGACCCCGACCUCGACCCACACGAAGACCUACACCUCUGCCCACCACUGACACGACCACUACAACCACUGAGGAGGAAUACACCACUGAAGAGGAAUCUACUGCUGAGGAAACCACAACCGAGAACUACUACAGCUCCGAGACCACCCAAUCACAAUGGGCGAACGCUUUCAGUUCUCAACCCGCGGAGCCUGGGACGGCGGCUCAGCUCGGUACGACCACCGAGCUGUGGUUCAAACUGACUGUUGUGCCCUCCGUGGGCGCCAUGUCCGACGAAUCUACCACUGCAGAGGAAGUCUCCUCGGCAGAGGAAGUCUCCUCGGCAGAGGAAGUCUCCUCGGCAGAGGAAGACUUCACAACAGAGGAAAACUCUACGAUCGGGACGGAUGCCGCUGGCGGAAUGCCUACGUCGCAGGGCAUCAUGCCCAUAUCGGGCCCUCCGUUCUCCCGCUCCACUGAGGCCUCGACAAUGGAGGGCACUUCCAGCGAGGUAGGGGCAUCCACGCUGCCGUCGAGUUCCCCGGCGGACAUGUCUGGGAUGAGCGACCUGCUGGACAUAAUGGAAACUGGAGCCACCACCGCAGCCGUUGAUGGCAGUACCGCUGGGGGUAGUACCACGGGUGGCACCACCGCUGGGGGUGCCACUACUGAAGGCACCGCCACUGAAGUCACCACUGAAGUCACCACUGCUGAGGUUACCGAUGCUGAAUUAACAACUGCUGGUGGCAGUGCCGCUGGUGGCAGUACCGCUGGUGACACUACCGCGGGGGGCAGCGGAUCAGAGGGUGCUACGGCUGGGGGCGCAGAAGGCGCAACGUCCGGGGAAGACGCGGUGACCGAGGACUUGAACCCGGCGGGUGGGGAGAGUGGUGCUGGUCGGGAAGAGGGAUCUUCUGAGGGCGGCUCAGAAGAGGACCCGGUUGAGGAACAUGAGGCGGCGGGCGCAGGCGACUCGGAAGCCGCGGGCGCAGGCGACUCGGAAGUCACGACCGAGGGCGGCGGUCGAGGUCGCGGUCGUGGACACAGGCAGCGCAGCCACGGCGGCGGUUCACGUACUCACGGCCGUCGAGGCGGAGAGGAUGGCACGCAGGAGAAAGACGAGAACGCUGGGAACCACAUCCACAUCGAAAUCAACGUGCCCGCUGCCGCCCCCACUAGCUGCCCCGAUGCCAACGUGCCUAUCCCCGACACGAGCGUGGGUGUGUUAACAGAGGAAGUCAUUGGGCCUGCCGCACCGGAAGAUUCAGCUAUGAAUGCGCCGGAGAUUACAGCCCCGGAAAACGCUUCGAACGACGAGGACGAAAGUACGACAAGGCACGUCGAUUUGCCGCCAGGUAUGAUAAUUGCCAUAAACCCAUCCAUCAGCAUGGACAAUCCAUCCGUCACAGUCGACAACCCGUCUGUUAAAGUCGUCCAAUAG